This is a messenger RNA of Myripristis murdjan (pinecone soldierfish), 1740 nucleotides long. RefSeq names its product aminoacyl tRNA synthetase complex interacting multifunctional protein 2 (gene aimp2). Gene Ontology annotation, cellular component: aminoacyl-tRNA synthetase multienzyme complex. Bases 170 to 1147 code for a protein of 325 amino acids. Lineage: Eukaryota; Metazoa; Chordata; Actinopteri; Holocentriformes; Holocentridae. The record is from RefSeq and is a predicted model, not a curated record. The transcript is spliced from 4 exons.
ACCGGACGUGACGUAGAGUGCUGCGCGGCCUCCUUCCGGUGCUUGCUGGUCGGCUAGCCGCUGCUGCUGUCUGUCAAAGCCACAUCUGCAGGAGACAGGCGCUGCCGGGACUUUGUUUUUUCGUUUUUAAUUUGUUUUAUCUGUCAGAGGGCACUAGCCGUCCGCCACCAUGCCCAUGUACCAGGUAAAGCCCAUCUGUGGGGGUGAGAUAAAGGUUGAUUUGCCAACGUGCAUGUACAAGUUACCAAAUAUCCACGCGGAGCAGGGGAACCGUUGUGCCUCCGAACACGCGCUCCAGAACGGCGAGGUGGACCCAGCAGUCAAAGCCCUGGAGGCGCGGCAGGAUGAGAUCAUGCGGAAGCUGUAUGAGCUGAAGGCGGCCGUGGAGGGCCUGGCCAAGACGGUAACCACCCCAGAUGCUGACCUGGACUUGACAGUCAGCAGCAGCCUCUCCUCCCACAGCCCCAGCUCCAGCUGCUCAGUCCUGCAAGGCACCGCAGACCUCAACGCGCUCCUGGGCCAGGACCUCGGUGCUCUCCGUGACAUCGUCAUAAAUGCCAACCCGGCUCAGCCUCCGCUGACUCUGCUGGUGCUGCACGGGCUGCUCUGCCAGCGCUACCGCGUGCUCUCCACCGUCCACAUCCACUCCUCAGUGUCCAGCGUGCCCCCGCAGCUCCUGUCCUGUCUCGGUCCCCGCCACGCAGACAGCUACAUCCGCCAGCGCUUCCAGCUGGGCUUCACCCUCAUAUGGAAAGACGUCCCCAAACUGCAGAUGAAGUUCAGCGUCCAGAACAUGUGUCCCAUCGAGGGCGAGGCCAACGUGGCGCGCUUCCUCUUCCGCCUGCUGGCUCCGUACCCCAGCGACCCAGCUCUCGCCACGCUGGUGGACAGCUGGGUGGACACGGCCUUCUUUCAGCUGGCUGAGGGCAGCGCCAAGGAGCGGGCGGCCGUGCUCCGCGCCCUCAACGCAGCCUUGGGCCGCGGCUCCUGGCUGGUGGGGUCUGAGCUCUCCCUGGCCGACAUCGCCUGCUACUGCUGUGUGCUACGGAGCGGACCGGCCUCCUCCACCCCAGCUAAUGUCCAGCGCUGGCUCAAGUCCUGUGACAAUCUGGGCCUAUUCGGCCCCACCAUGGCCCUGCUGCAGUGACCAGGGCUGUCCCGGGACCAGACACCUAUCUAGAAUGGUGUCCAACCCUAGUUCUGCUUUAGUGCUUAAAGAAAGAGGGAGAAGGGCAUUGAAAAUAUUGAAAUAUAGAGGCCAUGUCAGGAAUGCUAUCUAAUGCUUCCCUCCUUAUAUCACGAAACUGACAGAGACACCGUGGAAGCAAUAUGAUAGAGGGUGAAGUAACUUGGUAUUUGUUUCCAUCAUGCUGCUUUAAUAUAACACAAAUACUGUAGAUUGUUCUUCUAAGGAAGGAAGCAUGAGAGGAGCGUAAAGACAGGGCCUGGAUAAUAAGAUAAGUCAGUGGUGAUGACAAAUGCUGUUAAUCUUUCUCGCACACACUCACACACACACACAUACAGUACAUUUUCCACCCACCUUGUGCCUAAUACGACCCUGUUCUCGAUGCUGUGUGUUAAUGUGUGGUCAUGGGUAUUACUAAUCCUUUCCCAACUAAACAGUGGAAAUGUGGUGCAAGCAGGACCUGCUGUUGUGAAAUGUGUAGUACGACAAAGUAAUACUUUGUACCACUGUUUUUCUUAAAUCAUUAAAACUUCUACUUUGGGUCAAACUUUGAA